Messenger RNA from Colletotrichum lupini, 273 nucleotides. RefSeq lists its product as uncharacterized. Lineage: Eukaryota; Fungi; Ascomycota; Sordariomycetes; Glomerellales; Glomerellaceae. The record is from RefSeq and is a predicted model, not a curated record. Bases 1 to 273 code for a protein of 90 amino acids. The transcript has a single exon.
AUGAUCAAUGCCACCCUGAUACAACGCAUCGCCGGCGAGCCGGCUCGGCAGUCUCCUAAGGCAGAGCCGAAAAUCCUGACGCGAGUGCAACGAGACCAACUUCAUUCGUCCCGUCUUGACUGCUGUCAGAGACCCCAGCGGGCCCAGCCUUGGGACGACCCAUCGGACUUCUCAUCACCCGGCCGAGCAUACCAGUUGUUCCAGCUCGGUACGCAGGUCUUUUCGGAUGACACACCUGUCAUCGCAGCAUCGUCCCAGCUCGCAAGUGUCUGA